CUUGAUAAACACAAGGGAUGCGACAUCAUCGACCUCCAUCCUGGCGCUUGUGUCUGGUCUCAAAAGAUACACGACUACCUCAAACCACGUCGCCAUCUCCUUCUCGAGCCUGACGAGCGUUAUCUCGAUCCCUUCAUCAAGCCAUUGCUAGAUCAAAAGGAUUCGGCUUACCGUCACAGUUUCCUUUCUGGCGCCCACCCAAAGUCGUACUGGGGGACGUACGAUCGUAUUUUCGACGAUCAUCUCCUGCCGAAGCGAGUCCCUCUUGGAAAGAACGAUCCACGUCUGCGCGAACCCAAUAACUCGCUCCUGGUCAUCGGCAGCCUUGUCCGCCGCUAUCCCGAACGUAACAAAGCAAACAAUGUCCACUUUCCGAGUUUGGUCCUACACCAUAUGGCCGAAGCUGCUCAAGUCAAUUCAAUGUUCCAACGUUACGGUCUGGUGCGCAUGCUGCUUUGGGUUCCCGAAGAAAUCAUCCCCAGUGUCUUGCCUAACUCUAUGCUGUUCAAGCUUGGCUACUCUGUAAGCUUGGAGGCCGCUCUUGAUAUUACCCAAGUUGUCGGCGGCGACCGCUGGAGCCUCACCCGCAGUGAAGCUACCAAAGCACAGAAACACCAACAACGUCGAGACCAACUUGAUACCUGGAGCUCUCGUCGCGUUCUUGCGAGUAUGCAGGAAAAGGGCAUGACCUUGCCCGAGCAUCGUCGCCCAGAAAUGCAUCAGAGAGCUUUGGUCACUGAUGACAAGGCUCUUCAAGACUACAAUCCUAUACGCUUGCCUGAAGGCAUGAAUUUCUCGCAAACUCUUGCACAUAUUGAGAAGGAGAUCAAGCAGUUGGAAGAAUUUCCAACCCUUCCAAAAGUGUCCCGAUACAGGUUCGCCGAGCAGCCACACAGAUACAAGUUCACCAACAUCAGUGAGGAGAUCACAAACCCAACCGAGCUGAACCGCUGUGGGCGCUUCGUCGACAUCUGGGGUGUACAAAUUGCCCUCGAGCUCGAGUACAAUGCAACCAAAUCCACAAUGUCUGAGGAGCUGCGAUUGGAUGCCCACUCGCGGCUUGUCGCAACCAGCAUUAAGCUCAAAGAGCUUUUCGAGCUGCUAUUUCAAAAGAGAACAAGGAAGAGCAUGACCGUCCUGCUCGACGAGCUCUUUGCGCUUUGUAAGAAGAACACAAUGCUGGCAUGGGAUCGACGACCCUAUGAACCAUUGAUCGUGGCCGAAGAAGAGUUCUGGCCCCGCUUCCCUAUGCAGUUGCUCGAUAUCACGCCGAGGCCGGAAGCGUUGGGUAACGACUUGAUGGAUACGGCCGAGGCCAACCAAGUAAGACGUGGUCUGAUCAAAGCGUUGUUUACUCAUCCAUCAUCGCCAUUGUUAGAGUCGAUCGAGCGACUUGGGGCUGGAGCACGAGAAGGACUUGUUGUGCCUGAGUUCACAGACCCACUUGCUGGUGGAAGAAUCGAUCCCAGCCAGCUUCUGACCAAGGACAUCACUCGAGAGCAAUUGAAUGCGCUCACAAAGGCGUACAUCGAGUGGCCAUUCCGACCAAUUGGAGCGGAAGCCAUCGAAGCACAGGCAAUGUUGCAGGAAUCGGUCGAGGUAUAA
Messenger RNA from Aureobasidium pullulans EXF-150, 1605 nucleotides. Its product is annotated as S-adenosyl-L-methionine-dependent methyltransferase. The record is from RefSeq and is a predicted model, not a curated record. The annotation marks the transcript as partial. Lineage: Eukaryota; Fungi; Ascomycota; Dothideomycetes; Dothideales; Saccotheciaceae. The transcript has a single exon.